AACAAAAUUGAGUUUGUUCAAAAACUCAGCUCAGUUCUUUGACGAAGACCCAGACAUUUAGAUGAGAUAAUCUCUGACAAGGAUGAAGAUAUUGACAGUGGUUCUCAGUUUGCUUCACAUCCAGUGGACAAUGGGUUCACAUUGUACAGAUACACCAAUACUCAGAGAAGGGAACAAAGCUACUGCUCCUAACUGUUCCCUCAGUUGCCUGGAUUGGAACAAGUUAAAAAUCAAGGGUGUGAAGAAUCUCUCACUGGAAAGCUGCCGAAUGUCCCGCAUUAUUAACAUUUCCCGCAAUUCCGAGCUAAUCGAACUAAAUUUCAUGAAUAACGAAUUCCAACAGCUUCCAAAAAAUCUCCUUCUAAACUUUGAAAACUUAAAAGUAUUGAAUGUAAAUGGGAACCCUCUGAAAUCCAUUCCUCUCAGCAUCAUUCUGGAAGUCCGAGUUAUUUUUCGAUGUUCUUGCGCUGUUUUGAAAGAUUUGACAGAGAAUUGUAACAAAGCAGAGAACUGUACACAGAGUUUCCUCCAGAAUCUGCAUUGCAAUGGAGCCAACAAUUUCAGUUCAUUCAACGUGAGCAGUUUUUACAGCGCUGAGUGUGCCAGGAUCAAUCGCAUUUCCAUCUAUAUUCUUGUUCCAUUGCUCACGUUCCUCAUCGCUGGAAUUGCGGUUUUUGCCCUAAGCAAAUAUUUCUCCAAACGCAAGAGCAGCAAUGCUCACUCCCCAAACAAACGCCAUUCCGUUUCUUCCUCGGAUCAUGGUCAGCAAAGAUACGUUAGCACAACAAACUGGAAAGAUCCAUCAGCUGCAACAGAGAAUCCGGAAGGUUCUGGCGGGAUCAGGCAGCAACAGCCGGUUCACAAGGAUUACGAGAACAUGGUGAUGGGGGAAUCUGACAGCGCGCGGGGAAGAGGUGACAGGAAUCUGAAGAGUCUGGAUGACACGUAUUACCUGGAAAGUGACCCAGCCUGUGAUAUUUAUUUAAAUGAGCAACCUGUUUAUUGUAAUUACACAGGGUCUGUUGCUAACCCAGAGGAUGAUGUGUAUAUCAUACCUGACAAGUAAAUAAAACAUCAUAAACCCGUGUGUAAAA
This is a messenger RNA of Hemiscyllium ocellatum (epaulette shark), 1094 nucleotides long. RefSeq lists its product as uncharacterized. The transcript is spliced from 3 exons. Lineage: Eukaryota; Metazoa; Chordata; Chondrichthyes; Orectolobiformes; Hemiscylliidae. The coding region runs from base 83 to 1066 and encodes 327 amino acids. The record is from RefSeq and is a predicted model, not a curated record. Gene Ontology annotation, molecular function: protein binding.